Molecule: messenger RNA, 1359 nt
Organism: Tetrahymena thermophila SB210
Lineage: Eukaryota; Ciliophora; Oligohymenophorea; Hymenostomatida; Tetrahymenidae
Product: peptide chain release factor 1
Exons: 7
Biological process (GO): translational termination
Molecular function (GO): translation release factor activity
Source: RefSeq, a predicted model, not a curated record
AUGAUAAAAAAUAUAUUUAAGUUACUCCCUAUUUCGCUUAGAGCUAUACCUCUUAAAUAGCAAUAAAACAGCUUUUCAUAGAUCUGUUCUCUUUAUAAUACUAAAUUAUUCAAAGUUAUUAAUUUAAUACAAACAAAUAAUAAAUGCUUCUUUAGCUUUCGUGCAAAAGAAACAUUCAAGAAAAAAACAUCUUCUUUAGAGAUAGAAACUCACUUUUAAGUAUCUGAUUUAACUCGUUGCAUUUAUAGAAGAAUGAAGUAGUUCCAUAAUGAAUAUACAGACAUUCAAAAAAUACUAUCAUAGGAACAAUAAUAAGCAGAUAUUAAUUUAGAAUAGCUCAGAAAGAAAAUAAAUGUUCUUUAGCCACUUAAUGACGUCUUUGAAAAAUUGGAGUAGAAUAUAAAAACUUUAUAAGAGUUAUAAAAGUAAAAGGAAGAAAGUGCGAGUGAUCCUGAAAUGCUCGCUCUCAUAGAAGAAGAAAUGGAAAAUUCUAAGUAAUUAAUAGAUGAGCUGUAAGAUGAAUGCUUAGAACAACUUCUUCCAAAAGGAAAGCAUGACGAUUGCAGUGAAAUAACAUUAGAAGUUAGAGGAGGAGCUGGUGGUAGUGAAAGUUCUCUAUUUGCUGAAGAAGUUUUUAAAAUGUACCAAGCUUUUUUUGCUUAGCAAGGAUAUUAAUUUAGUAUCGACUCAUUUUAAGUCGAUAUGGCCAUUAACAAAGGAUGUAAAUUGGGUGUUUUAAAAGUAUCUGGUACUAAUAUUUAUAAAAAAAUGAUGAAUGAAUCAGGUGUCCAUAAAGUUAUUAGAGUGCCUGAAACAGAAAGUAAAGGCAGAUUGCAUUCAAGUACCAUAUCUGUUGUCGUUAUGCCAGUUGUUCCCAUGGAUUUCAAAGUUGAUGAAAAGGAUUUGAAAUUCGAAUUUAUGAGAUCUCAAGGUGCUGGUGGACAGCAUGUUAACAAGGUAGAAUCCGCAUGCAGAGUUACACACUUGCCAACUGGAAUAAGUGUGCUUUGUUAGGAUGAUAGACAAUAAGAAAGAAACAAAUAAAGAGCAUUAAAGCUUUUAACUGAGAAACUUUUCCAAGUAGAAGUAGAAAAAUCUAAUUAAUAAUAGAGCGAUUAGAGAAAAAGCUAGAUUGGAGGCGGUGAUAGAAGUGAUAAAAUUCGUACAUAUAAUUUUCCUUAGGGAAGAAUUACAGAUCACAGAACUAAUUUAACCCUUUUUGGAAUAGAAAAAAUGAUGAAAGGAGAAUUUCUUGAAGAAUUCAUAGAUGAAUAUGAAGAGAAAGUCAAUAACGAACUAAUUGAGAGUGUAUUAAAAUAACUAGAAGAAGAUGAAAACUAAUCUCAACCUAAAAAUUGA